AUGCAUAUCGCCUUCAGAAGCGAAGAAAUUCGCUCGAUGGUCUUCGAAGAAUUGCCUCGGGCCACUUUAGGUUCCCUCGCGGCGACCUGUCAGGACUUUCACGAGUCAGCUCUACGCAUCCUUUGGCGCGAGUGUUGGAGCCUGGAUCACUUCGUCAAGUUAUUGCCGAAAACAACUUGUAUCUACAUCGUCGACAAAUACCGCGCUCUACGGCGCCCGAAAGCCCAAGAUCUGACAAGAAUACGACAUUACGCGCGAUUUGUUCGCAGCCUGACUAUCGACUUAUCCGAGUACCCGCUGAUAACGGCGCCUGAGGUCUUCCGUGAAGUCUGUACCGUUCUGAAGAACUCGGGCGACUUCCUCUUCCCAAACCUGCGGAAGCUCACGUACCUGGGUGGACAACCUGAUUUCACGGCCCUUGUGUCAGACCUCAUCCCUCCAACGCUGGUGAAGCUCACCGUGUCGAUAGAAAGGGACGCCUCGUCGAUGCUCUUCGCCAGUAUCCUAGCACCAGGCUCCUCCUUCCGCGGCUGCAAAUCGGAAGCGGGCCUACUCCUUGCCUUGAACAACAAGCGCGCAUGUCCUCUCCUUACAGCGCUUGAUAUGCAACAGGGCCCCACGACGUACGAUGCUCACUUCGGUCAGCUUCUUUCCGGUUGGGAUAGUCUGGAGAACGUGAGCAUCUCUGGACGUGUGGACGCAGAUGCCGUGCAAGCGGUGUUGGCCCUCCCCCGUCUGCGGUCGCUCGAGAUCAGUGGGCGUGGGGAUCCCAGCUGUGCCCUUUCGAUCACGAAAGAGCUGCAUGCUAGUGCACCUUCCCUCGAAAAGAUGAAACUCCUCGACCUAGACGACGUCAGAUUCGCAAGCACCCUCCUCAGGUCGCUACAGAGCGUCGAGCUCAUUGACCUGCAUAUCUGCGGGCGCGCCAUAACCCCCGUAUCUCUCGUGGAGUUCUGUGAGGCCGUGGCCCACUGCUGCAGUCACGCAUCGCUGCGCAACCUCGUUAUAGGUCCAGUCAAAGGCAUGCCCAGCACCGUGUUCUCCGAUCCCUUUGAUCUUACGUUCUCUAUGAUCAACCCUCUACUUGCAUUGGCCAACCUUGUGGAACUGGAGAUUAAUCUGUCUUCGUCGGCCUUCACCAACGAUGACCUCCAUGACAUCGCUGUUGCAUUUCCGCGUCUUCAGCGCUUAUCCAUUCAUGGCUGGAACGAGAGCAUAGGGAGGCGCAUUCCCGCGAGCACUCUCGCUGGAUGGGCGUGGCUCGCUCGCCACUGUCGGGACCUUAGGGAACUACACAUCUCAGUGAAUGGCUGCGACACAUGCAUGCCUGUGGGCAUACCCACCGACUGCGCACAGCACUCGCUCAGGCAAAUAACUGUAUCCGCCUCUCCUAUAUUGUCGCACGUUGCUGUGGCCUCGUUCCUUGCGCGAUUCUUCCCGAAAGUCGAUACAGUGAUCGGGGUUAACUGCUCGGACCAGGGAUGGGGGCAGGUGGCAUCUGUGCUGCCUCUCUUCGUCGAGGCCAGGACCAGCGGAUAUCACGGCGACUUUCGUGGCGUACAGGGCUCUUCCCGCCCUGCCACGGCUUCGCUUGACUGGAAUUUCCUCUUACAAUCGAUGCCUAACAUGAAUGUCCUUUUUCACGACUAUAUGAACGAUAUGCCUUCAUGA
Messenger RNA from Schizophyllum commune H4-8, 1671 nucleotides. RefSeq lists its product as uncharacterized. Lineage: Eukaryota; Fungi; Basidiomycota; Agaricomycetes; Agaricales; Schizophyllaceae. The transcript has 2 exons. Gene Ontology annotation, biological process: SCF-dependent proteasomal ubiquitin-dependent protein catabolic process. Gene Ontology annotation, cellular component: SCF ubiquitin ligase complex. The coding region runs from base 1 to 1671 and encodes 556 amino acids. The record is from RefSeq and is a predicted model, not a curated record.